GUGGCUGGUUUGGGGUAACAGAGGAAGCAGCUCCUUCACUGUGAUAAGCAGGCAGUGCAAUAGAGAGAAAGAGACACAUGCUGUGUCAUAAGGAUACGUCUGAUUUCCAGAAAUAACCAUGUUUUUGUGGCUUAAAGUCUUAGCAUUUGGCUUUAUCUUUCUGGACCAGGAUGCUUUUGUCAAAGCCGGAGAUCACAAUCUGACAACUGCCACCUCUCCUCCCACUGUGUCACCUCCACCUGCACGCUCCACUUCACUCUCACCUGCAGGCACCACCAAAGCCGGAGAUCACAAUCUGACAACUGCCACCUCUCCUCCCACUGUGUCACCUCCACCUGCACGCUCCACUUCACUCUCACCUGCAGGCACCACCAAAGGAGAUCAGCCAGCAUCAACUACAAACGAUGAUUACACUCCAACAUCCUUGCACAGCACCACCUCCCACCCAACCAGCACGCCAGCAAACACUGGGAUCAUCCCCAAUCACACCAUAGAAACUACCACAGUGGCAGCUAAAGAACCUUGUGUUCCUACUGAUCCUGUAAUAAAAGAUGAGACAAAUGAGAAUAACUAUGUUGAAGUCACGCUGAACAAACUCAAACCAAGUGAAAAAUAUACUGUUUUGGGGGCUGAUAAUCAUACAUUAAUAAAUCACAGCAGCUACAGCAUAAAGCUUCAGAGAUGCCAGGUAUAUACAGUAACAAGUGAAAGGUGUCUAACAAAGAAACUUAUUAUCCCACCUGACAGCAGCAAGUAUUCUUUCAAUAUUCGGGAUAUAAAAGACACAUCUGCAGUGUUUUGCUGGAGCGACUCAUCUGGCUGUCCCGUGCACUACUCUUUUUCCUGUGAACCUGACUUUCUGACACACCAGUUAAAUGACUCAAGUCCUACUUGUGGAAGUCUGGAAAAUUUGUUGCCCAACCGUAACUACACAUGCAGACGUAUAGCACUAUUUUCUAAUAAGACUUUCUUAUAUGAAAACUUCACCAUAGAAACAGAUUUUAGUCCUCCAGAAAAACCAGAAAAUCUUCAAGUCUAUAGUUAUGCCAGAAAUGUAUCCGUUACCUGGAACAUAUCUAGUAGCACAGCAAAUGGUAGUGUCAAUAUAGCUGGCUAUAUUGUGUGCUGCAAUACCAGUGACAGCUGUGAAACAAAAGAGUCCAGCGUGACUGCAUUUACCUGUGAGAGAUUACAUCCUUAUGCUGAAGGUUUUGUAUCAGUCACUGCCUUUACAAAGAGCAAAAAUGGUUCUAAACAACUUAAAGGAGAUAAGGCAGAAAAAAUAUUUAAGACAGAUUCAGCAAAACCACAGCAAGUGACUGACCUUCGCGUAACAUUGACAGCUGAUAAUGCAGUCCAAAUUAAGUGCAGAAAUCAAGAAGUGUAUGGUGAAAAAAAAAUAUUUGUAUUGAUUUGGGAUAAUGAACAAAAAAAUAAUUCCAAGGAGUGUUUUUUUGUGGAAGAAAAUCUCUCUUAUUUGACAAACUAUUCUUUCAAGAUCCUUGUGCAUAAUGGAAAAUUUGAAGGAGAAACUAUACGUAGCCAUGUAAAAACCAGAUACAAUUCUAGGGCCCUGAUUAUAUUCUUGGCAUUUUUGAUCAUUGUGACCUCAAUUGCUUUACUUCUGGUUCUGUAUAAAAUCUAUGAUCUUCACAAAAAAAAACUCAGCAAUUCUUCUGAAGAUAUGAGCCUUGUUAGAGUUAAAGAUGAUGAAAGACAGCUUCUGAACAUAGAGCCAAUACCUUCAGAACAGUUGCUGGAGACAUACAAGAGGAAGAUUGCGGAUGAAGGAAGACUUUUCUUGGAUGAAUUUCAGAGUAUUCCUAGAAUUUUCACUAAGUUUUCAAUAAAGGAUGCCAAAAAAAGCCAUAAUCAGAACAAAAAUCGUUACAUUGAUAUUCUCCCAUAUGAUUAUAAUCGUGUUGAACUCUCAGAGAUACCAGGAGACCCAGGAUCAGACUAUAUCAACGCAAGUUAUAUUGAUGGUUUCAAAGAACCAAGAAAAUACAUUGCUGCACAAGGCCCCAAAGAUGAAACCACAGACGAUUUCUGGAGAAUGAUCUGGGAACAGAAGGCAACAAUUAUUGUCAUGGUGACUCGCUGUGAAGAAGGAAACAGGAACAAAUGUGCCCAGUACUGGCCGUCAAUGGAGAAUGGCUCUGCAACGUAUGGGGACAUUAUUGUGAAGAUCAAUGAAAGCAAAGUGUGUCCAGACUAUAUCAUUCAGAAACUGCAUAUUACAAAUGCAAGGGAAAGGACAGCUGGAAGAGACGUCACUCACAUUCAGUUCACAAGCUGGCCAGACCAUGGAGUCCCUGAGGAUUCGCAUCUUCUUCUCAAACUUCGGCGCAGAGUUAAUGCUCUCAGCAACUUUUUUAGUGGCCCAAUAGUGGUUCAUUGCAGUGCUGGUGUUGGGCGCACUGGGACAUACAUUGGAAUUGACGCAAUGCUGGAGGGGCUUGAUGCCGAAGGCAGAGUGGAUGUUUAUGGCUAUGUUGUGAAGCUGCGUCGGCAGCGAUGCCUCAUGGUUCAAGUAGAGUCACAGUACAUCCUCAUCCAUCAAGCACUAGUGGAAUACAAUCAGUAUGGAGAAACCGAAGUCAGUCUCUCAGAACUGCAUUCCUACCUUACAAAUCUGAAAAGGAGAGACUCUCCAAGUGAUCCUUCUCUGCUGGAGGCAGAAUUUCAGAGAUUGCCCUCUUAUAAGGGAUGGCGGACACAGAACAUGGGGAAUCGAGAGGAGAACAAAAGCAAAAACAGGAAUGCCAAUGCAAUUCCAUAUGACUUUAACCGAGUGCCAAUCAAACAUGAAGAGGAGCAAAGUAAGGAGAGUGAACAUGACUCGGAUGAUUCCUCAGAUGGGGACAGCGAUUGUGAGGAAUCAAGCAGAUACAUCAAUGCUUCCUUCAUAACUGGCUAUUGGGGCCCAAAAGCCAUGAUUGCAACUCAGGGACCGCUGCAGGAAACGAUCGCUGACUUCUGGCAAAUGGUCGUCCAAAGAAAAGUCAAAGUCAUUGUUAUGCUGACAGAGCUGCAAGAAGGAGAUCAGGAACUCUGUGCACAGUACUGGGGAGAAGGAAAACAAACGUAUGAUGGCAUAGAAGUACAAAUGACAGAUGUUAACUGUUGCCCGUGCUAUACCAUACGUUCAUUUGACGUUACGCAUCUGAAGAGGAAAGAAACACAGAAGGUGUAUCAGUAUCAGUACCACAAGUGGAGUGGCUUGGAUGUUCCUGAAAAUCCCGAAGACUUAGUCAACAUGAUUCUAAACCUUAAACAAAAAGUUCCAACUAGGCCAGGCCCUGAGGACAGCAGAGGCAACCGCAGUGUCCCCAUUGUCGUCCACUGUCGUGAUGGAUCCCAGCAAACUGGUGUAUUUUGUGCUUUAAUGACCCUCUUGGAAAGUGCAGAAGUAGAAGAAGUAAUAGAUGUUUUCCAAGUAGUAAAAGCUCUUCGUCGCACCAGGCUGGGAGUGGUCUCCACCUUUGAACAUUAUCAAUUUCUAUAUGAUGUCAUUGCCAGCACCUACCCUGCACAAAAUGGACAAAUAAAGAAGAACAGUCAGCAGGAAAAUAAAGCUGAAUUUGGCAAUGAAGUAGAAGAAACCGACCAGGAAGCUGAUCUGAUCACGAUUGAUCUUAGCCCUUCAAUGCCACAGAGAAAUGAAGCUUCUGAAGCAUGUGAAGAUUCUAAAGCUUCAGAUAGCACUAAGGAAACAGAAAGCUCUACAAAUGGUCCCACAGUUCUAAUUUUAACUUAGAGGCUAUUUCAAAAAUAUGCAUGUGUUGAUUUUCAUGUGCAAACAUCUUAAGUAAAAUAGGAAGUAUAUGAUUUCUUCCUUUU
Molecule: messenger RNA, 3843 nt
Organism: Rhea pennata
Lineage: Eukaryota; Metazoa; Chordata; Aves; Rheiformes; Rheidae
Gene: PTPRC
Product: protein tyrosine phosphatase receptor type C
Exons: 32
Coding region: 119-3760 (1213 amino acids)
Biological process (GO): negative regulation of protein kinase activity; synaptic membrane adhesion; protein dephosphorylation
Molecular function (GO): protein tyrosine phosphatase activity; protein binding
Source: RefSeq, a predicted model, not a curated record